Messenger RNA from Talaromyces marneffei, 1029 nucleotides. RefSeq lists its product as uncharacterized. Gene Ontology annotation, molecular function: transcription coregulator activity. The transcript has a single exon. NCBI's taxonomy places the organism in Eukaryota, Fungi, Ascomycota, Eurotiomycetes, Eurotiales, Trichocomaceae. Gene Ontology annotation, cellular component: core mediator complex; mediator complex. Gene Ontology annotation, biological process: regulation of transcription by RNA polymerase II. The record is from RefSeq and is a predicted model, not a curated record. The coding region runs from base 1 to 1029 and encodes 342 amino acids.
AUGAACGCGCAGCUCUCCUCUGCCCUAGACGGCCUCGAAAACAAACUCAACUCUCUAUUGACAUCCCUCACCACUCCAGCUGCUAUCGGAGCCCCCGCUGCAGCCAUCGCACUCCUCGAAGCGGACGAUGUUGUCUCUUCCGCCCUGGACACGUUGCGAACACAUCAGGCCAACUAUGCCAAAAUCCUACAACUACGCACCGAAGCACAGAACCUCGAAGAGCGUAUAAAGACUAUUGUACGCGACAUCUCGGGUGCUGAGAAGGAAAUUGCUCAAGUUACUGGGGACGACGACGAUGAUGAUGAUGACUAUGAAAUCGAUACUGAUGAUGAGGAUGAGGACAAUGAGUCUGAGACGGCGAUGGAGACGGAUAGUGAGAAUGGAGGGUCUAUCGGGCAGCAAAAGAGCUCCAAGAAAGGUAGAAGGAAAGAGGUGGAUUACAAACUCCUUCUAGAAUUUGCGCGCAGAAUUAGCAAAUACAAUACCCAAGCAGCCGCUGAUGCAACGACUGGAGUUCUGGGAACACCAGGCUCGACGACAAAGAAGUUACAAGAAAAGCAACUCGAAGAUGCAAAGAUGAUUGAUGCCAACGGUCGGGAUACGAGCACGCAAGAACAGCCGGGAGAACAGGAAGAAGUCACAGUCGGAACCGUGACCAAAGAAGCUACGAACUGGCUUGAAGAGUCCGCUGACGCAGAUCGGCAAUACUUUAUGAUUCCUUAUCCGAACGAGGACCGUAUACGCAUGGGAGUAAUGGGUCAGUUGCAGUUAGCCGCGGUGGAUGGGAAUGUUGAUCCUGAGAAAGAGGCGGAGCGCAUGGUGCAGGAGGCCGAGGGUAUUGCUGGUGUUGCAACUAGUCUGGCGGACGUUCAGGCUCAACCGCAGUCACUUGCCGAUGAAGCUGGCAUGGCGGCUAAGAAUCCUGGAGCACAUGCUGUAGCGAGGCCGGCAGCGAAAGCCGCAGCGCCACCUGCUCAACCUAGACCGAUGCUGGAUUUGGAUCUUUAUGAUCCCGAAGAUGAUGAUUGA